Prunus dulcis (almond) is the source of this 1070-nucleotide messenger RNA. RefSeq lists its product as uncharacterized. Lineage: Eukaryota; Viridiplantae; Streptophyta; Magnoliopsida; Rosales; Rosaceae. The transcript is spliced from 4 exons. The coding region runs from base 58 to 810 and encodes 250 amino acids. The record is from RefSeq and is a predicted model, not a curated record.
AUGGUAACAAUACAUAACAUAAUAUAAACGAAAAAUCUCACUAGAACAAACGUUAACAUGGUGAAUUUCUCCAAAAGUUUCAGUGUUAGAACUAAAUAUGGAGCGAUGGCAACCGUGGUUUUUGCCAGCAUUUAUGUUGUAGGGGCUUACAUAUCUCGUGCCCGAAAAAUGAGCAAAGAAGAGCAUCAAGGUCCUCGACUUACAAGGUCCAUGUCCAUAGCAGUCCUCCAUGGAGGGCAGCUUGCCUUGCAGAGAUUGUUCGAAUAUCACGAAGCUCGAGCAGACAAAUCUGCAGUGGAGAUAGCUGAAUGUGAGCUGAAGACUCACCUUGCAGAACAACACCCUGAUUACAAGAAGCUGCAGUCGGUUAUUGGGAAGCUUGAAAUGAGUGGGAAAGAAGCCCAAGCAGUUGAAAUAUUAAAGAAUGCAACAGCAAAAGCACGCAAUGAAGGAAGAAACCAUGAAGCAUAUGAAUACGAGAUGUUACUAGUAGAAAUGCUUAUAUACAAGGGAGAUUUUAAGGAGGCUCUCGGCCGUGAAUGCUUGAGACAUGCUGAGAUUUCGGAUGCACGGCGUCCGCUGUUCAAGGCUAUCGUUCACAUCAUAGAGGGCAACAAGAAUGAAGGGACAAAAUAUUGGAGAGAAUUUAACGAUCUAAAAGAAGAAUUCCAUUGUACACCUUGUAUGAAAGAAAGCAUGGAAGAAUGCCAACUCCAUAAACUCAGUACAAAUUUCAACGAGUUUGAGAAGGUCGUCGACAUCCUCAAAAAGGACAUAAUAGAGGUACAAGCAAAAAGAAACAAGAAAUAAGAGAUGAGCUUUUAGCUAUUGACUUUUCCUUGACUAAAAAAAGAAAGUUGGAAAAGAAAAAUCGCACUCGCAAAAAUAUAGUUCAUAGGGAAUUGAUUCAUGUUUGGUGUCGUAGUACUAAAUAAGAAUUCUAUAGUGAGGGUUUUAUCUAAGACCCUUAGAUGAUGUCCUAUUUCGUAAUCGUUAGAUCAAAUUCCUUAUAAAAUGACUCGAGUACUAAAUCUAAAGUUCAUUCUAGAUAUCCAAUGAACAGAGCAUUA